UUGUCUGCGUUGAACCUUUCCAACAAUCGUCUCAGUCACCUUCAGUCUUUCGCCGAUAUCGCCGCCAAGGCAGGAUCAGUGACGUUCUCAAUUGAACGCAUCGAUUUGAGUGGAAACUUCUUCCACCAUCCUAACAACCUCCAGCCACUUCAAUUUGUGCCUGGCCUUACGUCAUUGGAUAUCUCGGAAACUCCCCUGGGCGGUAAACUCCAGAACUCGGCUCAGGCCAAAACCCUUCAAGCCUGCUUCUCAUUGGCGGCUAUAACCGACAGCUUCCUGUCUAUUUACGUCUUUGUUUGUGGUCUUGUCAUAAUCCCUUCACUGAUUUCGUUUGACAACGGAUUUCUUGGACAUCUUCGAUACCGACAGACGAAUCCUCCACUUUGUGCCCGCUCUGAAGACCCUCUCGACGGAAGUAGCUCGACAAUUGGUGACCCCGGCGUGGUCCAAACACCCGACCUUCUGAUCUCAAGCCCGGGCACUGGGUUCAACGGCUCGCCUGUCCGAUCUUCGGUGGAGUUUGCUGUCGAACGCGAACGCCCUUCUGCUAACUCCGUGAAUCGGAUUCCACUGCCGACCUCCAUACAGGGCUACUUCCCAAACGACGAGGUCAAACUCCCACUCCUGAGCUUUUUAAAAGAGUACUUUGCAAGGUACGACUGCUCACCCCGCGGCACAAAUUUGAUUUCCUACUACACUGCGGCGUCUAUUCUAACAUGCUCCCUCAACGCAACCUCUCAUGGCUCCAACCGGGGUAUAAUGGAAACCAUAGAAGCCGGUAGUAGUGGUGGUGGUGAACCCCAAAAGAAGGUGGUGCUCAUGACGGGCCAUUUGGAUGACUCUUACUUCAAGAAUAAUCGCAACAUCCUGCGAUGCCGAGAUGAGACUCGACGCAAAGAACUGGUUUCCGUUGGGACUGUGUCUAUAUGCUCCGCCCUGGAACGGUUUCCCGCUACAGAGCAUCUCUUGGAGUCCUUCUCAGUCGACGUGAUAUUUCACUCGGCAAGUCAAAUGCUGUUCAACGUCACCGGAGUGUUUUAUGAAGUAAAGCAGCCAGGCAAUGCGAAUGCAGGUGUUCGCAAGGUUCUCCGCUGCUUUGCGCGUACGAUGGUUCUCGUGGCACCUGGUGGACACAUUAUUCAGGACGAUCUAAUCAUAUCCAAUCCUCCUGACGCCCUCAUCCAGCGCUACAUUCGCGACGUCAAAAAGCAGUCACUCCUAAAUGCAGCAUCCCUCCCUCCGCCACCGUCGGCACCCUCCGGCGCCUUCCUUGGCACCAGUUCUAAUGCAAAUCUCGCAGAUCGAGAUGUCAUGCUGGCCGAGUUUCGACGUCAGACGGGCAUGAAUGUCGCCUACGCUCGUCAGUGCCUGGAAGAAUUUGGCUGGAAUUUCGAAACCGCCCUUAGCAGUUUCCAGGUGGCACAUAGUGCGAACAAGAUCCCCGCUUCGGCUUUUGUUCAAGAAUAG
This is a messenger RNA of Dibothriocephalus latus, 1467 nucleotides long. The record is from the annotation of a GenBank genome assembly. Lineage: Eukaryota; Metazoa; Platyhelminthes; Cestoda; Diphyllobothriidea; Diphyllobothriidae.